Molecule: messenger RNA, 4651 nt
Organism: Strongylocentrotus purpuratus (purple sea urchin)
Lineage: Eukaryota; Metazoa; Echinodermata; Echinoidea; Camarodonta; Strongylocentrotidae
Exons: 11
Coding region: 112-1446 (444 amino acids)
Source: RefSeq, a predicted model, not a curated record
CUACAGCACAGCAUCUGCUGAAAUCGUCGAGCGUUGGAAGUCGAAUAAGGGAAGCCAUUUGACCAAAAAAGACUUAUUAAUUGACAGACUAAGAGACAGAUCACUAGUAAAAUGGCCGAUGGAGUGGAUGGCACUAUCAUAGAAGCCAAUAACCCAGGUGUAAAGGAAGUUGUCAAGAAUUGGUCUGUAUACGAAGAUGGAGCACUGGCAUAUCAGUUGCAGGAAGAAGAAAAUGUGACCCAUUACAGUGGAAACAUCUCCCGGAGACGGACAGUGAGGGGAGAUCGGGAGGUUGCUAAGGAUGUCGCUAAGGAAUCCGCCCUCGAAGCUUUCAGGGAGGAGCAUGAGAUCGCAGAGAGGAACAUAAAAUUGGAGGAGGAGGACAGAGAAAGAGCCAGAAUCCUUCAGAUUCAGAUGAUACAGGAAGAGCAAGAGAAAGCUUUACAGGCACAGGAAUCAGAUGAGAUGCUUGCCAAGAGGAUGCAGAUGGAGGAGAAGAGGAGAAUGGAAGCUGCCAGGAAGAAGAGGAUUGAAGCGGAGCAGAUGGCGAGAGAUCACCAGCUUGCUCGGCGGUUAUCACAGCAGGAGAACGGUCUCCAUCGACCACCGCACUCCGGCAAACACAAAUCGAAAACAGAUUACGUGGAAGUGGAACAUUCGAUGGGAGGGAUGAAACUGGACGACUCGCAUCGCACCAACCACACCCACCCGCACCCCCACUCCCAUUCUCACCCACACUCACACUCACACUCCCACUCCCACUCCCACUCACGCUCGUCGUCUACCGCCUCUGGAGGAGGAGAACAAGCCCUCGUUGUUGCCAUAGAUCCGAGAGAGGGUGACAGUGAUGAGGAAUCAGAUGCCCUUGCAAAGAUGACACACGAUGAGCAUCUUGCAAGGCGGAUGCAACGUGAGGAAGUCCAGAAGUCUAGACCAAGGACGCUUUCAGAGGAGCAACAGAAACAGUUACUACAUGAUGAGAAAAUUGCCAGAAAAAUGCAGCAUGAGGAAGUGAUGCUCGCCAAGAAGAAAACCUACAACAAAUAUAAACAGAGAGUCAGUGAUGAGAUAGCCGACCCUGAGCCCAUGGUGCAGGUAAACAAGGAUAGUAAAGUUGCCGUGUUAGCAGACGCCAAAGAAGGACAAGGAAUUACACUGACAGAUGUCAGCUUAACACAAAGUGGGAAGGAUAAUCAACCUACCAACAGGUCGAACGGAGGCAACAUCCUGGCAUCGAUAGACCCUACCUACAACCCAGGAGCUAACACCAACGUAGUACUUACAAAGAGAACGCCCAUUAAUCAUGCGACGCACUUACCAGAGCCCAUUCCGGAGCAUGUCAAUGGCGCCCCACCCCCUGACUUUGAAGCAAUCCAAGGGACCAAGAGAUCUACAGCCAAGGAGAAGAAAAGAGGAUCCAUUUUCUCAAAGCUCAAGAAGAAAUAAAAGCGCUUUCCCGUACAGUUGUAGGGUACCUGACCAAAGACAUUUCUUGAAGCUUUUGGAGAAGCGAAAAAGAAAGACUUGUGAAUUACCCAAAUUUUGCGAGGUAAUCUCGAGUCCCUCUGACACGAGACAUUUCCUGAGGCAGCCGAUUGUUCAGUCCCACAUAUUGCAAAAGAUGCUGGGAGCACUUCCUUUUCAAGUUUAGAGUUGCUAACCCUACCCUCAACAUUCUAUGGAAAUCUAAUAAGUGGACAUCUUCUUGAAGCUCUUGAAGAUCUUAAAGGAAAGAAGAAGGAAAAUUUAUCAAUACUUCCCAGAUAAUCUUAGAGAUUUUGUCAUAUGGACAUAUUUUCCAGGCAUCCAACUAUACAGUCCCAUGUGUUGUCAAAGAUGCUGGCAUUUUUUUCAAAGACUUUGAACUGUAUAGUCCCAUACAUAGUCAAUGAUGCUGAUAUUUUUAUUCAGCGAAGCCAUCUGUCCAGUCCCAAGUAUUUUCAAGCAUGCUGGAGCUAUUAGUCCAUUUCCACUUUGUCAAACCUUCGCAACAUUCUACCCAUACUGUUUUGUUCUCUGAUCCCCAAACUCUUUCUAGACUUUAGAGCAAUAACCAUAUAUCUUGGGCUUUUGUUUUUUAAUGAUGAGAAUAAAAACUGGUAGCUGAUCGAUGUAUAAAACUGUAAAUAGCAGAAUUAUUUUAAGUAUCGGUUCUUUCAUGAUUUAAUGUAAGUAACAUUAGAUCUUUAAGCAUCUUUAUUUUUUGAAAUAUUUUCAGUUGUUUAAGCUGGGCAUUACUUUGUACACUUACAUGGAUAGAAAAUUCUGGCAAAUUCUUCAGUGGGACACUCCGCAUUGCAUUGCUUCGCUAUGGCCGUUUUUGCUGUUCAGUGCCGUGAAUUCAAAGAGUUUCAACCAGUUUGUAAAUAUUCUCAAGUAUGAUUGAGAAAUGCUUAUUCCUUACCAAUCGAAAAACAAUAGCUAUCUAGAAGCUACAGGUACAUUGUAUCUAUCAGGCCUACAUGUAUCAGUAGGAAUUCGGCCCAGGUUGAGUGAGAUGUGGUCUUGUAGCAUUCCGAGGAGUAUAGUUUGGGAGAUGCACAGCGGUUUUGCAGGUUAAAAGUAUGCAUUGACCCUUGUCAAUAUUCAUACAUGUCGAAAAAAAUUCAAUGUAUCUUAGUCACAAAGAGUUUUGCAUGGCAAGGUGUCAUUGCAUAUGUCACAUGAGGUCAUUUAUAUCUAUUUAUCAUUGCAUUUAACCAUAUUAUUAUCAUAUCAAUCUGCAUAAUAAUAUUAUGCAGUAGCGAGUUAUCAUACUCUUUAUUUAUUAGGCAUCUGUUACUUCAGAUAAUUUUGAAAAAUGUAAUCCUUUCUUUUUAAUUCUGUAAAUAAAAGUGCCUGUCUAUGCCAACUCCCAGUCUUCCCUUGUAUUCAGAAUAGACUUUAAUCACAACUGUAUACUACAAUAUAAGUCAUUUUUAGUCAGUCUGUGCAAUUUUACGUUUUUACUUUGGUUGAGAGAUUUCCAUUAAACGGGACAUUUUACAUACAAUAAUAAAUCUGAUCUGGAAUUACCUGUAUUUAUAGACUACUUUGAUAGAAGGUUAGUCAUUUGAACAUACUUAGAUAUGGAUACCUUUAAAAUGGUUAAUGAAGUGCUCAAUUGCUCCCAAUGGAAUAGAGAGUAUGCAUAGCAAGGUCGAAUGAUCUAUUUAUCUAUUAUUUUGGCAGGGUUUUUUUCUUCACAAAUGUGAAGAAAAACAUUCUUGAAAUCAUCUGUAUGCGAACAUAUUGGCUCAUACCGUAAUCGUAACGACUGACGAGGAUAGUAGUACACUGCAAACCACUUGAAAGGUUAUUUUCAUUGUUAUUAUUUCUUCAACAACACCAUCAUUAUACCUGCCGAAAGCCGCUUGCCUUGCAUAGAAGAGUCUAUAUGAAAUACCCUUUUAGAAACACCAACUAUUUACCAUUAUUCUUAUUGAAAAGUGGUUUCAUUUUAUAGGGAAGAGCCUCCCAUCAUUAGCUAGACCCUUUUUAUUACAAGGCCAGAUCUGAGUGCUGUAUUUGUAAAUGAUUUUGAUGCACAUCUGUGGAUACAAAAGCCAUGUUCGUAUCAGCCAUCUAUCUGUAAAAUAACUGCAACAUUUACGGCUAUUUCGUGUUAAUUGGGCCUAAGAUAUAUGGUACCACCUAACAAUGUGGCAUUUUGCUUCUGGUUAUUUUAUGCAGACUUUGCGGCUCAUUUUCCUUCCGGGUUCUAAUAGUUUACUAUUACAGAUAUGAACAUUAUCCACUAAAGAGGCAGUAAUAUUUAUUUCUUUUAAAGUGAACUAGGCUGCUCAGUACCCUUGAGUCAAAAUCUUUAAAAAUUUGGUACAGUCUAAAGAUGCGUAAAAAUUAAGAAGAUAAAGCCUUGGGAGCUCGCGGUGGAAAAAAGUUUCCUCGAACAAGUCCUUCUUUUGUUAAUUGGUUACGGAAUGUUAAUGUUAUAAUUACAUUGUCAUCCACUGACUUUGGAUAUAAAGUGACUUCCAAUUAUAUUCAUGCCAGAUUCCUAUCAGUAUAUCAUUGCAUAGUACUUAUAUAAACCUAUACCAAAUAAUGUUACAAAGCACUCAUGCAUAUCAGUUGCACAUUAUUUAAAAAAAAAAAAUCAUAUGUAGAUGCCUGUACAUGUAUUCUUUUAAAUAGAAAGCUGAAUUAUUUAUUGCUCUGAGUAUUCCCUUUAUGAUAGAUUUUUUUCAAAGAGGCUAUUUUCUGUAUAUUCUUGUGAAAUAUUUUGGCAUUAUAAUUGUGUGUUUGCACCUCCAUGAAAACAUUGUUAAAAAAAACAUUUCUAAUAUUUAUGAAGAAUUCCAUUUUUUUUUUAAAUGUACAACUCAAAAUGUGAGUAAGUAUUCAAUUGACCAAAACUAAAAUGAAAUGUUGAGUGUUUUCAGUGACAUAAACAGAAAUGCCGUAAUUUUAAAAUGCUCUUGAUUUCUGAUAAGGGAAAUACAAUACAAAAUUAUAAUGUUUGAUAUAUUGAGGAUACUUUUUGAAAUGUUAAAACAGCUUUUGAAAAGGACAAUCACUGAACAUCAAAUUUAAUAUAGUGUUACUGCACGAUUUUCUGUUUAUUAUCAAUUGAUUCCUUUCUUUUUUUUAAAUGUUUACAAUUAUGUUAGUAGCAAUUAUCAGUCGAUAUGAGACACUGUUCCUUUCUUUU